AUGGCAGACGAUACUCCCACUACGAUGACGCAGUGCGAAGACGCGCCAAAUCACCAGUCGCGCAAACUCGAUCACAUGAGCAAGAUAUCUAGUCUUGCGGAAGGACAUGUCUACGCGCUCAAGUACUUCCCUGAAGAGCUACAAGUUCUCUUAAACACCGCAUCGCUCAGAUACCACGAAUGUGCUCCAGGUCGCUUCGGCUCAAUCUUAGGGUGGCCGAAAGACUCUCGACAAGGCUCAGAACCCCAUUCUGCACUUUCGGAACAUCUAGAGAUCCGCUGGGGCGAGAGGGACCGAACCGUAUUGUUGGUCGAUCGCUCGACUCUUUCUAAUAUAGUUGUCGAGUCGCAAACCAUGACCGCCGAUACCGAUAAAGUACUAUCGAGACUGCAGCGCGGGUUUGAGUUCGCGCCACCAUUCUCCUCUAUCCUUACAGUAGUAGAUGAGGAGCACCUCAUAAUGCUGAGCGCCUUCUUCCGUUACUGUCUCUUGUUGCAAGGCUAUGAAACCGCUAUAGAGGGAUUCAAGUACUGUUUUUGGACAUGGUUUGAGAAACUGUGUCGCCAUAUUGCAAAGCAAAUCCUGAUAAUCGACCCGCCAAAAGAUGUUAACGCCUCGACAUUGGUAAAGGCCAACCCAUGCAGGCCUGCAGAUGUGCAUGAGACGAAGUCUGGAUAUUCUCACAGCCAAUUCGAUACUGAUGAACGGACAUAUGAGGACAACAGUAUGGCGUCGGCGAUCGAAGCAGAAGAAGCAUACAUCAGCAACAAAAAUCUUGAUGAAGAGCUGGCAAGAAUGCGGAAGGAACUAGAAGAGUCAAAGAGGGUCUAUGAAGAGCAGCACAAGAAGGUGGAAGUGGAAAAGUCACGGCUAGAUGAGAUACACCUCGCGUGUGUGAACUUCGAAGCCAAGCUGGAAGCACGAGAGAAAGAAGAAGAAGAGUGA
Molecule: messenger RNA, 945 nt
Organism: Alternaria atra
Lineage: Eukaryota; Fungi; Ascomycota; Dothideomycetes; Pleosporales; Pleosporaceae
Exons: 1
Coding region: 1-945 (314 amino acids)
Source: RefSeq, a predicted model, not a curated record